Messenger RNA from Lates calcarifer (barramundi perch), 1538 nucleotides. Its product is annotated as F-box only protein 48. Bases 855 to 1319 code for a protein of 154 amino acids. NCBI's taxonomy places the organism in Eukaryota, Metazoa, Chordata, Actinopteri, Centropomidae. Gene Ontology annotation, molecular function: protein binding. The record is from RefSeq and is a predicted model, not a curated record. The transcript has 3 exons.
CAAACUAAAGGAGACAAAACAGAAACAACUUUCUGUCAAGUACACAAUUCAAAACUUCCGGGAUACACGAGAGCAUGCGCAGUAGAGUACACGUGAGGCGCUGCCCAGCAGAUUUCCGGCCACACAUUCACCGAAUUCCCUCUGAUUUUUGUUUUUUUCAAUUUUAACUGUUUUGUUUACGAAAUAUUUCUGUACAUACAAUUAAUUUCAAAACGGUUUAUAAGUGAGUCGAUAUCCCUCUUUAAUCCGGCACACAUGAAAUCUAUGAUACAUGAUUUAGGCCACACAUUCACCGAAAUACAUUCAGAUUUUCAGAAGUGUAACUUAAAUGCGAAUAUUAAACGAACCGUCUUGAAAUUGGGCUUUUGCAUUUUUAAACAAGCACAGAAUUAAAUAGAAAACUGUCUUUUGGUUUAGUCAUGCGCCGAAUUGAAGAGGCGCUGGUAAUGACUUAGACAACGUACACAUUUAUAUAUUUUAUCGGGUGAAUGUUCUUCUUAACCUGAAUGCUGCUUUAAAUCAACAGAUUAUUGAAUGGAGUCUGGCACCGUCUCAAUAAAAAACGGGAAAAAUCGACGUCGUUUGUUUGUAUGAGAGUGAACAGGCGCGAGCACCGUGUGGAUCAGGUAGAAACGUCACAUCGCGCAGUAAAGACACAGUUUAAUCACUUUAUUCUGGAGGAAAUUUACAUUUUAAUGUGAUAAACGCGAGUGCGGCGCUUGUACGCAUGCGCACCGCACAACAACACGAUGACGUGUGUAAACAGCCGUUGAGACAUUUAAACCUUCAGCUGUCAGACGGACACGGAGCGACCACACCGCAGGUGGUUUCACUCUGUUGGACUCUGAGUUAUUAUGCAGCAUGACUCCACGAGGCCCUCCCCGGUGUUUCUCCUCUGUGAGAGGACACCGUCCCUGACGUCUAACGACGGCGACGCUCGUCCUCAGAACUUCGCUGAGACUCUGCCGACGGAGAUGAGCGUGAAGAUCUUCGGAGAGCUGGACACGGAGAGUCUGUGCAGCGCCUCGCGGACCUGCAAACUGUGGCAUCACAUCAUCGAGGAGAGCGAGCAGCUGUGGAGGAGGCAGUGCCUGCUGGUCCGGGCCGUCUGUCAGAGGGAGGUGGACAGUGACAGGAGGGAUGGACUGUCCUGGAAGGUGACGCUGGUGAGGAACUACACCCGCAGCUGUCUGAAGAGAGACUGGCUCCGAGGACGGUUCAGUGACGUCCGGUCGGCCGAGGAGCUGACCGGCAGGAGGAUGACGCCGCUGGACGCUGAGACCUGGGGAGAGAUCCUGCAGGCCGAGCUGGACCGAUGACGACGUUUAGGUUUUUAUUUAAAUCACAUCUGAUUUUGAACUCUAAUGUUUAUUUUAUAUUUUGUGUUUCAUAUAAAAAACACAAAUAAUUGUACAUAAUGUUUUUUACCUUUUAUAAAAAAAAUCAUGAUUAGGUGAAACUGAAACGUGAGUGUUUGAAUGAAUUGUAACUGUUGAUGUAAAUGUGACUAAGAUGCAAUAAACAUGUUUGUGAAGAUC